AUGGUCCUCUUCCUCCUGCUGCUGGUCUCCCUGGCUACAGUCAGCCAUGUGUCAGGAAACACUGAUUUUACAACCAGCACUGAAGUAGACAUCAAAGACUGUCCCUUUAAAUUCUUUGGAAAAGAAUACCAGAAGUUUUAUGUCGACACCUCCGGAAACAAAGUCUCAAUUUGUUUCAAAGGCAAACGCGACACAAGUGACAACGACUGUGUUCUGGUGGAUCAAAGUGAAGGAAUCAACAAGGGUCGCUGGUUCAUUACACAAUAUACCACUGCUCCAGGAUCAUCUUAUCAUAAAGCCCUGCCACAACUCACAGGGACAGCAACAUGCUACGCAGGCUUUCGAUUCUUCAAGGACGCUACUCAAUAUCUUUACUUUGCCUUCAGAACAUUUGGUGACCAAGGAGUUGUUGCUAAUUAUAUGUUUGCAGGCUAUCCACUCGCUACUCUGAACGUUGAACUUCAGGUUGGUGGUAAGAAAGUGACGACGUGGGAGAUUAAGGAGAAAACCAAGAUCAUCCCGAAGGACGCGAGCGCCUGCACACACUCAGGGAUCCUCAGGGAUCCUCAGGGAACCUCAGGGGUCCUCAGGGAUCCUCAGGGGUCAUCAGGUGCUGUUGUUCUACCAAAUAAGGGAGUAUGUGACUCAGAUGGCUCCUCUGUAACGUGCAGUGCCUCAGCAGAGCUCAAAACUACUCCUUGUGGCUCUGGGAAGAAAUGCGAGGGCGAGGGCCUGUGUGUGGCGCUGCCUCCGAAACCUGCCGUGUGCACCGUGACCGGCUCCACUGUCAUCGAUGUCGACGGUAAGGCUGCCUCCAUCCCGGAUCGCUGUGCGUACACUCUGAUGUCAGAAUCAGGCGUCAAGCUGCAGGCCGUCUUCAAGGACCGCCGUCGUACAGAUGUUAGCUUUUUGGAUCAUGUGAUCCUGCAUCUGGAUGGGCCAGAUGUUAAGAUUCACCUGGAACAAGGUGGGAGGGUUACGCUGAAGGGCAAAGAGUUGACCCUCAGCAGCACACCUGCGAAGCAUCAUGAUGUGGAGCUCACUAAGGACCAAACUGGGGUCACCGCCAAGCUGUUGAAGUCCAAAUACGGCACCUCUGUCUUCUUUGAUGGCUACACCGCACAGAUCUACACGAAAGUACCAAGUGGAACCACCAUGCCGGGUCUAUGUGGCAAGUCCAGUCGGACUCUGAGUGAAGUGAAGGUCUCUGACUUAAGCUCUGACGGCUGUGACAAAGUGACCAAGGAGACUGAUGGCAAUAAGUUUGAAUGCACGGACAUGACUAAACGGUGUGAUCUCCUGAAGAAGGCUCCCUUCGACUCCUGCCACAGCUCCAUCAAGCCUGAUCCCUACAUCAAAGCCUGCAUCGACACUCUGUGCAAAUACCCGGCGGUGGACGGUCUCAAGUGCCAGUUCCUGGGGGCCUACGUCAAAGCCUGCAGCCUGCUCGACAAGAAAGUGGAGAAAUGGAGGACAUCGACCAGCUGCUCCUCGGACAAGGCCUUCUGUCAGGACACGUUCUGCAGUGCUCAUGAGUUUUGUGCUGAGGAUACCAGCGGUGGAACCAGCUGCCUCUGUCGAUCCAGUUUUGCCUCCAAAUACAGAAAGGCAAAAACUUUUGGCGAGCCGACCGUCUGCGAUAAAAACUCUGCCUCAGUCAGUCUGGCUGGUUGUCUCAUGGAGGAAAAGAACAUCGACUACUCUGUCUUACACCUCAACGACAAGACCUGCAAAGGUCAGCGGGACGAAAAGACCCACAUGGUGACCUUCAGCUUCGACAGCGACACCUGUGGGACAGUGCUCACGGCCGAAGACAAACAACUUAAGUUCAAGAACUCCAUCGUUGCUCAGGACAGCUCUGGCUCCAAGAUCACUCGCCAUGAUGAAGUGAAAAUCGAACUCUCCUGCUACUACGACCAAACGAAAGAGGAAACCAUGUCCUUCAAAAUCAAAUCCAGCUCUGUGACCCAGACGAUUGUAUCUGGAGCUUGGGAAUACACUCUGACCAUGAAUGCCUUCACCGACGCCAGCCGCACACAAGCUGUGUCAUCCAGCACUGAAAUCCUGCUGGACCAGACCGUCUGGGUGGAGCUGAAGACGGCCGGGCUGGAUGACAAACUGGUCGCCGUGGUGACCGACUCCUGCUGGGCGACCAACGACAAAUCACCCACUGCGGAUCUGAAAUACGACCUGAUCAAGAACGGCUGUCCCGACUCUGCUGACAAGACGGUGAAAGUGGAGGGCAACGGAAAGGGAACGUCCACCUACUUCUCCUUCAACAUGUUCCAGUUCUCUGGGAAGUCUGGUGACGUCUACCUGCACUGCAAACUCAACCUGUGUGUGAAGAAGGACAACACCUGCGCCAAGAGCUGCGAUGGCGGUAAGAGAAGACGCAGAUCUGCCAGGAACAGAUAUGUGGAUGAAAACCCAGCCUUCAUCACCAUGGCCUGGACUAAUUAGGUUGUUUCCAUGGUAACUCGGACGGACCUACAGGCUUCGACCUUCGGCGUGAUUACA
Molecule: messenger RNA, 2517 nt
Organism: Scomber japonicus (chub mackerel)
Lineage: Eukaryota; Metazoa; Chordata; Actinopteri; Scombriformes; Scombridae
Exons: 19
Coding region: 1-2460 (819 amino acids)
Source: RefSeq, a predicted model, not a curated record